AUGCUGUCGAAUCUGCCCAAGAGUAUCACCUCGCCCAUAGAACGCCUUGCUUCGCCGCUCUCCCGACGCAAUACUGCCACAGACGAGCAGCCCUGGCACGCCGCUUUCCCGGAACCCCGUCACAAAGCAGAUAGCAUUCCAGAUGUCGAGAAAGAGGAUGUCCUGGCGUUAUUGAAGGAUGGAAAGGAGCCUGGCUCGCGAGGCGGCUUUUUACUUGUGGAUGUCCGGAGGAACGACCACGAGGGCGGCACGAUCAAAGGUUCCAUCAACCUACCUGCGCAGACGUUGUACCACUCGCUUGGUACAUUGCUAAGACUCUGUCAAGCUGCUGGAGUCAAGGAGGUGGCUUUUUACUGUGGCUCAUCCAGCGGAAGAGGACCUCGUUGUGCUGGAUGGUUCGCCGACUAUCUCGAUGAUCAAGGUGUAAAGGAGGACGAGGUUCGCAGUGUGGUGCUCGAGGGCGGCAUCAAAGGUUGGGUGAAAGGCGGCAAGGACUACAUUCAGUACAUGGACGGAUAUGACAAGUCGACGUGGUAG
This is a messenger RNA of Cyphellophora europaea CBS 101466, 537 nucleotides long. RefSeq lists its product as uncharacterized. The transcript is spliced from 3 exons. The record is from RefSeq and is a predicted model, not a curated record. Gene Ontology annotation, molecular function: protein tyrosine phosphatase activity. The coding region runs from base 1 to 537 and encodes 178 amino acids. Lineage: Eukaryota; Fungi; Ascomycota; Eurotiomycetes; Chaetothyriales; Cyphellophoraceae. Gene Ontology annotation, cellular component: cytoplasm; nucleus.